This is a messenger RNA of Symbiodinium pilosum, 840 nucleotides long. NCBI's taxonomy places the organism in Eukaryota, Dinophyceae, Suessiales, Symbiodiniaceae. The record is from the annotation of a GenBank genome assembly.
GUGGUGGUGGGCAGCGGCGCAAGCGCGGUGCAAUUCGUGCCGAUCGUGGCUGAGCAAGCCCAAAGACUGGUUCUGCUGCAGCGCACCCCGAACUGGGUCAUCGGAAGGCAAGAAACACUCCUACCCGAAAGGUUUUAUUCUGAGUCCCUCAAGUGGACCUACCGAAACAUCCCGCUGGCCCGCGCAGCAUACCGCGCAAGCCUCUACUGGAAGCUGGAGGCCUCCAUGAUAUUGUACGGCGUCUUCGACAAAAGCGACGACUUCCGAAGCAAAGCAGUGCGAUACCACUUCCGUAGUUUCAUGGCGCAGCAGCUGAAAGAUAGAAAGGAGUUGAGGAAGAAAGUCAUCCCUUCCUACCCCGUGGGUUGCAAGCGAAUCUGCAAGUCAGACGACUACUUGCAGAGCCUCACCCGACCUAACGUGGAGGUGGUGGUGGCCGGGCUCUCGGAGGUGAAGGAGGACGGAGUUCUCGAUACCAACGGCGCGAAGCACCAAGCUGACAUUAUCCUGUUUGGCACAGGCUUUCAGGUUGGGUCUAUCGGGAAGGACGUGGAGAUCGUAGGCACCGAUGGGUUCGCGUGGAGCGGCAACUCGCCUUGGCGCACCCGUGUCGAGGCCUACUUGGGUACCAGUAUGCGGGAGUUCCCAAACUCCUUCACGAUUUUGGGCCCGAACUCAGGCCUGGGACAUAACUCCGUGCUGCUCAUGGCAGAGGCCCAGGCCGACUAUGCCGUGCGCGUGGUGAAGGAAGCCUUGGACCUGGGAGUGGACUCCUUUGCCGUAAAGCCCACUGUGCUCCAUGACUACAACCGCUGGAUGCAAUCGCAGUUCAAGGACAAG